CCACUGGGUGGCUAUAGGAAAAGGAAGUAAACACGCGUGGCGUCGUUUUGCUGCGCAUUAAACAAAAAAAAAACUAAAACACCUGAGAAAUGACGUGUUAGUGGGAGGUAAAAGGUCGAGCCUUUUAAACUGGUUGGCACGGUGCAGUCUGUGAAAUAUGAAGCCGUGAGCGAGGCAGAAAUGUAAAGUUUCACUUUCUGUCUGUACCAACGACAAUAAUUUAAGAAGUCGUUAGCUUUUGGGGCUUUGUUGGACUCAACAGGAUAUAAAGCCUUUAUUUCACGCUGGAAACCGGUAGGAAUGGAUCUUGCACGAACGCAGGACACACUACAAAGCAAGGAUGAGAAGAGGCCGAUCAGAAGAGUGCGAAGUCCUUCCAGACCGAGGGCGUGGAAGUCCAGUUCUUACAAAUUGAAGUUUGGAGGGACAUUCUACCGGCCUGGUUUCCCGAGGCAUGACCAUUCAGCCUACAAACCUGGCUAUGGCAGCUCUAAGUACCACCACUUCAUCCCCAAGACUUCCUUCCUCCAGAGAGAUCAGCAUCCUAAACUUCACCAUGUCACGCUUAGGGAGAGGGAACGAGAGAAUGAGAAGGAGCGGUAUGAGCAGAAAGAUAGCGCUGAGGGGAGCUCAUCCCCCAAACAACACAACUCUACUAGACCGUCCUUCCACAGGUCCACUUCCAGCAGAGACAAGGGCGUGCAGUUCACUGUUUCUCAGAGCGACAAGAACCAAAGCAGGGAGAGAGAUCACAGGAGGACCAAAAGCAAAGAAAGGGAACGCAGCAGAGAUGGGGCGCUCCUUUCGACUGGGAGCCAGAUGGUGGUACGGGACAGAGCCAUCCAACAGAAGAGGAGAGAGAUAGACAAGGUGUACUAUCAGGAAUGUGAAAUGUUUGGGCUUGUGGUAAAGAUGCUUAUAGAAAAGGAUCCAUCCUUGGAACGUCCCAUCCAGUCUUCAUUGCAGGAGAACCUCAGGGACAUCGGCAAGCGCUGUGUGGAGGCCAUGGAGAAGUUUAUUGAGGACUAUGACUCCAGGGAGGUGUGACAUUAGUCAAACACACAUACACACAUCUUCCUAGCACAGAUCCUUCUCUUAAAUGAUUUGUGAAUUUAAUUUCAUGUGCUCGAACAGUGCUGUUGUGGUUUUUAUUUGUAAUAAAUUGUACAUUCUUAUCUGCUGCCCUGACAAAGUUCCCUUCUGUGCUAGGCCUCAUGCUUAGCACUUAGCAACACUGGUGAAACUUUGAUUCAUUUGAACAUUUGAUGCCACUUCUAAUUUUGAGACUGUAAUGAUAAAAUAAUACACUGGUUGAUUUGAUUUAAAUGUCUUUCUGAAGAAGUCAGUAGCAUAUUUUGACAUCCAGUGAACAACCUUAAUUUAUUAUCACCUGCUUUUCAAUUAUGUCAUUUUGUUGACAGCAUAUUAAACAACAUGUGGUUGAAAA
Molecule: messenger RNA, 1447 nt
Organism: Monopterus albus (swamp eel)
Lineage: Eukaryota; Metazoa; Chordata; Actinopteri; Synbranchiformes; Synbranchidae
Product: periphilin-1-like
Exons: 6
Coding region: 301-1047 (248 amino acids)
Biological process (GO): protein localization to heterochromatin; negative regulation of DNA-templated transcription; negative regulation of gene expression, epigenetic
Cellular component (GO): nucleoplasm
Source: RefSeq, a predicted model, not a curated record